AUGCACAACUGCACAUCUCCUGAGGCAGGCAUCAGGCGAAGGGAGACAGCAGUUCCUUCCACACUACUGGUUUUACCGGCUGGACGCCAUUGUCGACCUUGCGCACGUUGGCCCGUCACGAACGUGACCGAAUGGCGCAGCACUUUUCACAAACAAGGUAUCCGCCUCAAAGCCAGGAGCGAGUCACAGAUGGGUGUCAGGAUGGUUUCUGAUGGUACAGAUGCACUAUUCACCGGGCCUAAUAUGGUAUUGAGUGGUAGCCCGUGGCGAAGCACAGCAAAUAAUGACCCAUCUGCCGACUUCUCGUCGACUUACCGCUCACUUCUUCGAGCGCGCCAAAACCGAGGUAAUCGAUGGACGCAAGAGCAUUAUGAUGGCGCUCGUGCGUGGAUCACAGGGCCUUCAAGAGCAACCGCACGUGUCUCCUGCUCUAUAUUUUCUAUGUCGGACACUAUCAAGCCAUUUUUUGCGGCUUUCUCCACUGUGUUCUACCAAGUCCCGCAUUCGCAAGCCUCUGGCACGCUAGAAACCCAUGCACACGUUCUUGUCUUGAAGCAGGGUCUUGCCUUGAGGCAGACACAUGAUACGCACGCAACUCUACCUGGCCGCUUUACAGCAUCAUUACUUCCUUCAAUUAUAGUUCUUCGGUGGUUUUUCCAUAGUGCCAAAAUAUGGCAUUCGUAG
Messenger RNA from Suillus fuscotomentosus, 684 nucleotides. RefSeq lists its product as uncharacterized. The transcript is spliced from 4 exons. The record is from RefSeq and is a predicted model, not a curated record. Lineage: Eukaryota; Fungi; Basidiomycota; Agaricomycetes; Boletales; Suillaceae. The coding region runs from base 1 to 684 and encodes 227 amino acids.